Clupea harengus (Atlantic herring) is the source of this 2120-nucleotide messenger RNA. Its product is annotated as sialidase-3. NCBI's taxonomy places the organism in Eukaryota, Metazoa, Chordata, Actinopteri, Clupeiformes, Clupeidae. Gene Ontology annotation, molecular function: exo-alpha-sialidase activity. Gene Ontology annotation, biological process: ganglioside catabolic process; oligosaccharide catabolic process. The record is from RefSeq and is a predicted model, not a curated record. Gene Ontology annotation, cellular component: cytoplasm; intracellular membrane-bounded organelle; membrane.
AGAGAGAGAGAGAGAAAAAAACAUAUAAAAAGGUGGGGGUGUCCAUCUUCUAUGAUGCAUUAGUUAUUACAGGACGUCCAGGUGUUCACUAGGAGGAGCCAGUAACACUUUAAAAAGACUCACUUUCCUGCUGAAGGCUGGAGAACAGCACCACUAUCAGCACUGUCAGCAUACUCUUCUGAGCCUGUUUUCCAAACAGAGUUGCUUGUUGGGUGGAAGUCGCAGCGGCCCCACACACACCUUCAGCUCUGAACCCAGGACACACACUCACAGUCACUGAUCAGUCACUGCCAUUAAGAGCAAAGCCACACUUGGACUCAGGACACACUCACAGUCUCUGAUCAGUCGCUGCCCUUAAGAGCACAGCCUCACAUACUGAGACCAGAUUGCCCUCUACAGGACUGAAGAACAACAACAGCUGCAUUUCACCAUGAAGGACAGGUUCACUUCCUCUGGACCUCAGCUUCCUCUAGUGGACAGACAGUGCCAACCUCAGACUAUACAUGACAGAGCUUUGUUUGAAGAUUUGAAGGGAGAAUAUGACUUCAGAAUUCCAGCUCUCAUCUACGUUAAAGAAGGGAAAACUUUCCUGGCGUUUGCAGAGAAGCGCACUGUAAAGAAUGGCAAAUCUAAUGAUGAGAAUGCAAAGAAUCUGGUGAUGAGGAAAGGCACACGGCAGGCUGACGGAUCACUGCAGUGGUCUGACUGUAAGGACUUGAUGGAGGCGACCAAACAUGGCUACCGCACCAUGAGCCCUUGUCCAGUCUAUGAGAGGAACACAAAUACACUGUUUCUGUUCUUCAUCUGCAUCGAGGGCGAAAUUAAAGAAGCAGACCUUACACCUGGCCAAACCCGCUUGUGUUACGUCAUCACCAGGGACCGUGGUGAGACCUGGAGUCUUUUAACAGAUUUGACUGACAAAGUCAAUGGUAUAAACCUUUUAGAUUACAAGACCUUUGCAGUUGGACCAGGACAUGGCAUUGCAGUAGAGAGGGGUAAGAAUGGCAUGAGGCUUCUGAUUCCAGCCUAUGUUAAAAGUACAAGUACAAAAGUACAGCCGGACCAUGCUUUGGUUUUGUACAGUGAUGAUGAGGGACAGACGUGGCAAGCAGGAAAGACACUGUUUGAGGAGUGUGGUGAGUGUCAGGUGGCUGAGGUUCGAGUCACAGAGGGCACAGAGGGCACAAAGCUCUACUGCAGCGCCCGCACCUGGGGCAAAGGAAUGGAGGAGGUGCCACGUUUGGAGGCACUGAGUGAGGUCACAUCGGUAGAUUUUACCAAAUUAAAGAGUCUGACUUUGAAGGAGACGCCCCAUGGAUGCCAGGGCAGUGUGUUAGGCUUCCCUGCCUCAGAGCUUCACCCUGGAGAUAAGGGCACCAUGCUGCUCUUCAGCCACCCCACCAAGGGGCCGGAGGAAGGGGAGAACGGGUGGACGAGGAGGGAUCUGGGCGUCCGCCUGAGAGAGUCUCUUCAGGGAGCGUGGGGUGAGCCCUACAUCAUUCACCAGGGGAAGGGCGGCUACUCAGACCUGUGUGAGGAUGGGGCUCACUUUGCCUGUCUGAUGGAGUGUGGAGAGUUUCCCCGCCAACGGAUCAUCUUUCAGGAGUUUCCUCUCAGUGAUAUUCCAAAACCAGCUCAAUUAGACAGGCAUGAUCCUGUCCCGAACCCCUCUGAUCCUGUCCCGAACCCCUCUGAUCCUGCCCCGAACCCCUCUGACCCUGCCGGGCGCUGCCCUUACUGCCUUCUUAUCUGAAAUAUCUUCUUAUUUGAAAUAUCUUCAUACAAAUCAAAACAAUGCGAUUAAAACUCACUAUUGAAUGACUGCAUAACAUAGUCAGCUAUAUUCACCAAUACAAUUAUUUCACUCUGAAAUAUAUUAAGAAAAUGGUUUAGAAUUAAAUGAAUUGAUCCUUUGCUAUGAUCUAUGAUCCAUGGAUUUAAUCCUUUAUGAAUGCAGGCAUAAGCACCAGGCUGUUUUCUGCAGGAUUUGGGACACACAGUACAUUGUGUAAUAUUCCACUGUCUUAUGCUGUGAAGGUUGUCAAUUUAGUCUCAUCUGAUAAUACUUUUGUAGCUGUGCUUGUGUACUUUUAUCUAAAAUGAAUGUUUAAUCAUGCAAA